AGCGCCAGCUGUCAGUGAAAACUAGCAAGACUGCUUAUGUUUGGGAGCGUGUUAUUUUGAGAUUUUUAAAUGAAUUUUUACAUUUACCUCUUUCUGUUAUAAUUGUUCUUAUAUAAGAUUUAAGUUAAGCUUGAAUGAAAAGAUGAGCACGUAUUUUAUUCCCAUUUUCUAAUGUGCUCAGUGUUGAGAUAGCUGUAGCUAGCUAGCUAGCUAGCUAGCUUGUUGUUAGCCACGGGCAAAUCUGGUGCAGACAGGUUUUGCACUGUACACUUAGCUCAUGUGGAAGUCAUUGUUCACGGACGCAAAAGUUGUAUCGUAAAGGCCUGUAAAGACAAUGCGGCUUUAUUACGGUGCUAAUCGUGUACUGCGAAUAUUUGUGGUUUUGAAUAAUGUUUUCACACCAUUAUGAAUUUAACUCACUAAUGCUUGGUCAGUAACAUAUAGUAGUAUUAAGACCUAAAUUACUUUAUCUGUUGUACUGCAAGAAGGGAGUUUACCAAGUUCGUGGUAUAAUAACUGUAUUCAUUAUCAGAGAGGUCAGCGGUUGUCUAAGUAAGAAAACAUGGACAAGAAAUCGUUUGAUAUAGUCUUGGAUGAGAUAAGAAAGUGCGUCCUUACCGAUCAGCGAGUUAAAGCCAUAGAGCAGGUGCAUGGAUAUUUUUCCAGUGAGCAGGUGAUGGAGAUACUGAAAUACUUCUCAUGGGCAGAACCACAGAUCAAAGCAGUUAAAGCCCUGCAACAUAAAAUGGUUGCAGUCCCUACAACCAAAGUCGCAAAUAUCCUGAAUUGCUUCACUUUCUCUAAGGACAGACUGAUUGUCCUGGAGCUGAUAGCUUUGAACAUUUUAGAUGCUCAAAAUUACCGUCCUGUGGAGGAUCUGUUUCGUAUACACUUGUCUGAGAAGAAGCGUGCUCGCAGGAUACUGGAGCAAGUGUGCAAGGUUGGCUGCAGGGCUCCUGUAGCCAUGAUCUCCUCCUGUGGUAUGAUACCAGGAAAUCCAUACCCUAAAGGGAGACCAAGCCUGGUCACUGGCACGUUCCCUGGAAACCCACUGAAAAAAAAAGAUGGGGAGAAAAAAGAUGAUGCCGCUAACAGUAUGGAGGGAAAAGGAAUUGCUUCCCGGAUUAUUGGACCUUUCAAACCGUUUCCUUCGACCUACAACCCUCAUCGACCUGUGCCCUACCCUAUACCACCAUGCCGACCCCAUGCUACUAUUGCACCAAGUGUGUACAACAACGCAGGCCUUGUUUCUGUGGGAGGGGUUAUAACAACCAGCGUGGCCCCUCCCCCCUACAACUCCACCCACAAAGUAGCAGGUUAUGCCAAACCAGGCAAUCCACAGAACACCACACCUGGAGUCAACAGUGGGCCCCUCCUUAUCCUUCCUGGGUCCACUCCUCCUGCCUCUGUCCCACCCCAGGCUUCUCCUGCCCAGCCCCCUCCCACAACUCCCAUCACACCAGUUUUCCCUGGCAUGGUGCCCUCGCACAACCCUAAUGCCCCCUCUCCCUCCCCGGCUCCCUCCCCAUCUGUCAUCAAAGCAGGACCACAGACCCCUAGUGAUCAUGGUACACCUACACCCUCAUCUGUCAUUAAAGCCCAUACCCCCUCAGGCACCCCUUGUGGAACUCCUGUUUCCAGCAGUGGGGGCUUCAUCUCAUCCCCCUUUCAUGCAGUUUCCCGACCAGGCACCCCUGCUACCUCUCGUGGAGGCUCAGACCCCCUGUCUCAGGUGAACUCCAUGGGCUCAACUCAGCAGAAGAUUUUUUCCCAGUCCACACCCACAGACCACCAGUCAGGACCCACCUUCCCCGGCAUACAGUCACAAGCAGGUAACCUGUCUGGGUCAGUGAUCCGAAGUUAUACCCCCUCUGGACCACCAUCUCUCCCUCCUGGAUCAUCCACUCCAGCAAAUCCGAGCUGUUCCACCCCAGGUCCCAGUCCCAAGCCCUCACCAGUUCAUUCUGCACAGACACAGGCUACCAUGGCUGUCACUGUCACUGGAGGCCUGAACAGACACACUGGGAGUAGCAGUAGUGGCAGUAACAGCCCUGUACCUUCUGCUUUUAAGGGCACCUCUCGCUCUGGCACACCAUCUGUUAGCUCUCUAGUGGUACCAGGUUCUGCACAGGCGGUCCUGGCAUGUUCCUUGGGUCUUUCACACCCCUCAGGUUCUCCACAAGUCUCUCUCCCUGGUCCUGUUGCUAUCACUGGCAUCCAAGCUCUGUCCUCCAGCCCAGCACCCUCUCAUUAUCCCAGUCUGUCCCCUUUCCCUUCCCUUUCUUCCUCUCUUCCUCCUUCCACCAUCCCUUCAUCCAUGCCUGCAAUGCCUCUCACUACCAGCAUUUCUAACCACACACCAACUUCCAUCUACCAAGGUUUGGCUCCCAGUGCAGCCCCCACUGCAGCCUCCCCUUUUGGUCUAGGCCUCACUUCUGCCCCCACUAUAUUCCCAGGCCUUCCACCUGGCCCUAGCCCCACUGCCUUCCCAGGACUGAGUGUGUCAGGAGGGCAUGGGGCUGGGAGCCCUGUAUUGUCUUCAUUCAUGGGAUUGCCAGGUACAACUCCAUCUUCAGUAGCAUCGGUGGCGCCACUGCAAACAGCAGCGGCAGCAGCUGGGGCUCCAUCAUCAUCACCAGUUUUACCAGGUUUUGCAUCUGCCUUCAGCUCCAAUUUCCAGACUGGGUUGAGCAGUGGACUCCAGCCUCCAGGAAGCAGCGGGUUCCCCGGCUUGCUCUCUUUUUUCUCUCCCUCUGCCUCCUCUACUAGCCUUGGUGGCCUCCACAACCCAACCAUGCAGUCUGCCCUGCUGCAGGCUCACCCCACUUCUGCUUUGGAGAGCUUUCCAACUCAGGCCAACAGUUUCACCAAUUACCCUCCAGGCCCAGGAAACCCCUUUCCCCUCCAACCAGGCCUGCACCCACAGUUGGGUUGGCAGUGAAACCCACAGUAUGCUUUGAAACACUGAGCAGACUUGCACACUGACCUCAAUCAUACACCCUAUCCUACCCAUCGGCAGUUGAUAUGCUUUCUUUCUGGGCCUUGAACCCUACAGAGCACAGGACACCAGAUGGAGAGUUUCAGUACUGUGUAUGUUACAGCCAGAGUGGCAUACUACUGUGAGGAGCACUACCAUGAAAACAGCUGAAGCAGUGUUUGGAUAAGACGGUAUAUUUCUUAUAUUAUUCAUGGAGAGCAGUUGUAAAUACAGUUGUCAAAGUUGUUUGAGGUUAUAGAAGUAGACUGUGACUGGUUUUAAUGUUACCUGGACUUGGCUGUUUUUAAUCACGUUUGUCCACAUUUAUUAGUGAAUAAUGAUGAAUUAUAGAAAAAGUGAAAACUGUACCUAAUAUUAUGUAAUGAAUUGACAGUAGCCUCGUGUAGUAUUUUAUGUUCGGUCUCAGUGGAAAGGAAAUGCUUACGAUACUGAUUUAGUGUCCUGUUUGAAGACUGUUUUAUGACAUGAACUUUUUUACUGACUUAGGGUAUAUGGAAUUAUAUUUUGAAGUGGACACAUCUUAAAUAUUUUUAAAAAGCUAGCGAUAUGUCAGUGUUGGGAGUGGUGUACCCAGAACUACUGUUUGGCAGCUCUGCUCAUGUUAAUUUCAGUAAAUACACUAUCAGCUGUGUACCGGUAUUCACAUUUUGUGUUUACAGUUAGUUUUUUUUUUUUUGACAGAUGUGACCCUGGUAAUUCUGAUACUACAGUAUUUGCUCAUGCAUACUGUAGGAAAACAUUUCUUAGAACAACAAAAGCAUCUGUUGAUUGAUAUGUACACUUGGGGUGUCUAACUAUAUUCUUCAGCUAUGCUCUGCAACAUAGUGAAAACUGUCAUUUUUCAUCAUUUGCUGUACAGAUCACUGGUUCUCUAAUGUACAGGAGGUCACCCUGAGACAGUUUCUUUGCUUGAGUAAUAGACAUUUUGUUUGAAAUUGCGCUGUUUUGUUUAUUUAGUCAUUUUUUUGUAUUUGUACCGGUUUCAUAUUUUGUCAGUAAACUGCUGGUUGCUCUCUCUAUGCAGUGCCAUACUCAUCAAGCAAAUGCUGAAAGUAAACAAAAUAAUCCAAAAAUAAAUAAAAAGGGAAAACAAAUGAAAAAGAACCUUAAUGCAACUUAAGACAGCUAGGCAUGCAGAUCCCAUAUAACUGUGAUAUUUGCUUAAGAGCUUUGCUUAACGGGUGUUACGCCCCUCUUUUCAACUAGCGAUCAAUAGAACCUGAAUAUUUAAAAAUAAUCUGAGAUCCUCAUGGACAAACA
Molecule: messenger RNA, 4258 nt
Organism: Monopterus albus (swamp eel)
Lineage: Eukaryota; Metazoa; Chordata; Actinopteri; Synbranchiformes; Synbranchidae
Gene: proser1
Product: proline and serine rich 1
Source: RefSeq, a predicted model, not a curated record